CUUAUUCCCCUCUCCAUCCAUGGUGCAUACGCUACCGUAAUAGAAAAUGACCCAAGAUAAGCAAAGCUUGACUGCAAUGCCAGAAACCAGCAAGCUCAUUUCCUUCUCCAAGAAACACAAGAAGCUAUUUCUUUCUCUGUUUGCUUCUUUGCUCCUGGUUGCCGCUAUAAUUGCCAUUGUCACUGGCGUUAACUCAAACAAGAAUGAUGAAGAUGAUACUUCACCAUCUCAUGCCCUUCUCAAAUCCUCUUGUAGCAACACAAGAUACCCUGAUUUGUGCUUCUCAGCUGUAGCAUCUGUCCCUGGAGCCACCAGUAACUUGGCUAGCCAAAAGGAUGUGAUUGAAGUUUCCUUGAAUCUUACAACUGUAGCUGUCGAACACAACUACUUCACCGUAAAGAAGAUCGUAGCUACAUGGAAACUCACCAAGAGGGAAAAGACUGCUCUCCAUGAUUGUUUGGAGACUAUAGAUGAGACUCUUGAUGAGCUACACAAGGCAUUGGACGAUCUGAAGGAAUAUCCCAACAAGAAAUCUCUGUCUCAACACGCAGAUGAUCUCAAGACUCUAAUGAGUGCUGCAAUUACCAACCAAGAAACAUGCUUGGAAGGAUUCUAUUAUGAGGAAGCCGAUAAGCGUGUGAGAGAAGCUCUGAUGGCUGGUCAAGUUCACGUUGAGCGUAUGUGCAGUAAUGCCCUGGCAAUGAUCAAGAACAUGACAGACACAGACAUUGCCAAUGAGCUUAAGUCAGCCGCUAGUACAAACAGGAAACUCAAGGAGGAGAAAGAUCAUGAAAGUGGGUGGCCGGGGUGGUUGUCGGCAGCAGACAGGAGGCUUUUGCAGUCCUCAUCAGUGACUCCAGACGUGGUGGUGGCAGCUGAUGGAAGUGGGGACUAUAAGACGGUAUCAGAAGCAGUAGCUGCUGCUCCUAAGAAAAGCAGCAAGAGGUACAUUAUUAGAAUAAAAGCAGGUGUUUACAGGGAAAAUGUGGAAGUGCCCAAGAGCAAGACAAACAUAAUGUUUUUGGGAGACGGAAGAAAAACAACGAUUAUUACAGCAAGUAGGAAUGUAGUUGAUGGAAGCACAACCUUCCACUCUGCCACAGUUGCUGUAGUGGGUCAAGGAUUCUUAGCCAGGGGUGUCACCUUCGAAAACACGGCUGGUCCCUCAAAGCACCAAGCAGUGGCACUAAGGGCUGGGGCUGAUCUUGCAGCUUUCUACGAAUGUGAUAUGCUAGCUUACCAAGACACCCUCUAUGUCCACUCCAAUCGUCAAUUUUUCAUAAACUGCUUAAUUGCAGGAACGGUUGAUUUUAUUUUUGGCAAUUCAGCAGCCGUUUUCCAGGACUGCGACAUCCAUGCUCGUAAACCCAAUUCAGGCCAGAAAAAUAUGGUCACAGCCCAAGGCAGGACUGACCCUAAUCAGAACACUGGCAUUGUAAUUCAAAAGAGUAGAAUUGGUUCCACUUCAGAUCUGAGACCUGUCCAGAGCAGCUUCCCAACUUAUCUUGGAAGGCCCUGGAAGGAGUAUUCAAGAACUGUUAUAAUGCAAUCAGAUAUCAGUGACGUGAUACACCCUGCUGGAUGGCACGAGUGGAAUGGGGAUUUUGCACUGAGCACAUUGUUUUAUGGAGAGUAUCAAAACACUGGGGUUGGUGCUGGAACAUCCCAGAGGGUUAGCUGGAAGGGUUUCAAGGUGAUUACUAGUGCAACUCAGGCUCAAGAGUUUACUCCUGACAACUUCAUUGCUGGUAGCAGUUGGUUGGGUUCCACUACCUUCCCAUUUUCUCUGGGUUUAAACCUGAAAGAGACCCUCUUAGCAUCUAUCCUAAAAAGAAACAAACAAGACAAGAAGAAAGCGAAAAGCAUGGACUCCAUCAACUCCUUCAAGGGCUACGGUAAGGUAGAUGAGGUCGAACAGCAGGCCUUCCGGCGAAAGACCCGUAAGCGUCUUAUCAUUGUCAUAGUCUCCUCCGUCGUUCUUGUCGCUGUCAUCAUCGGUGCUGUUGUCGGAACUGUAUUACACAAAAGAAACAGUGGCUCCUCCCCUUCCUCCGCCGUCCCUACUGAGCUCACUCCGGCCGCUUCACUCAAAGCUGUUUGCAGUGUCACUCAGUACCCUCCUUCUUGCGUCUCUAGCAUCUCUUCCCUUGAUUCAGCUAACACCAGUGAUCCAGAAGUUCUCUUUAAGCUUUCUUUACAUGUCGCCAUCACCGAACUCUCCAAACUCAAGGAUUACCCUUCUAAGCUUAUUGAAAGUACUAAUGAUACCAUGGUCAAGGAUGCUUUGCGGGUUUGUGAAUCCGUGUUUGAUGAUGCUGUGGAUCGGCUCAAUGACUCGAUUUCUUCCAUGGCGGUUGGAGAAGGUGAAAAGAUAUUAUCGACUUCCAAGAUUAAUGACAUGAAAACGUGGCUUAGUACUACCAUCACUGAUCAAGAAACAUGUUUAGAUGCUCUGCAAGAACUGAACAAUACAAAGCAUUUCAACAGUAAACUUCUUGAAGAAGUGAGGACAGCAAUGGAGAAUUCAACUGAGUUCGCAAGUAAUAGUUUGGCCAUUGCCACAAAAAUCAUAGGUUUGUUGACAGAUUUUAACAUCCCAAUUCACAGAAAAUUAUUGGGGUUCGAAGGAAGCAACUCAGGGUUUCCUGGUUGGGUUAGUUUGGGAGAUAGAAGGCUGCUCCAGGAGUCGAAGCCUACGCCAAAUGCUACAGUAGCCAAGGACGGCUCUGGGGAUUACACUACCAUCGGAGAUGCAGUGGCAGCAAUUCCAAAGAAGAGCCCAUAUAAAUUCAUCAUAUAUGUGAAGGAAGGAACAUAUAUAGAAAAUGUGAUUUUGGAAAAGAAGAAGUGGAAUGUGAUGAUAUAUGGGGAUGGAAAGGACAAGACUGUUAUCUCUGGAAGCAAGAACUUUGUGGAUGGGACUCCCACAUUCGCAACAGCUACUUUUGCUGUUGCCGGCAAGAACUUCAUAGCCAGAGAUAUAAAGUUCAUCAACACGGCAGGGGCAGCAAAGCACCAAGCAGUGGCCUUCAGGUCUGGCUCAGACAUGUCUGUUUACUACCAAUGUGCAUUUGAUGCUUUCCAGGACACACUUUAUGCUCACUCCAACCGGCAGUUCUACCGGAGCUGUGACAUUACCGGCACCAUUGACUUCAUCUUCGGCAACGCGGCUGUCGUUUUCCAGGAUUGCAACAUCAUGCCCAGGCAACCCUUAACAAACCAAUUCAAUACCAUCACAGCUCAGGGCAAGAAAGACCCUAAUCAAAACACUGGCAUUUCAAUUCAGAAGUGCAGAUUUUCUGCUUAUGACACCAAUCUUAAAGCCCCUACAUACCUUGGGAGGCCUUGGAAAGAUUUUUCCACUACGGUUAUUAUGCAGUCUGAAAUUGGCUCAUUCUUAAAUCCAUUGGGGUGGAUGUCGUGGGUCAGUGGCGUGGAGCCGCCCAGUACAAUAUUCUACGGAGAGUACCUGAACUCAGGGGCUGGGUCUGCUGUGGAUCAAAGGGUUAAAUGGGUUGGUUACAGGCCCGCUCUCACAGAAGAUGAGGCAGGGAAAUUUACUGUAGGAUCAUUUAUCCAAGGCCCUGAGUGGCUGCCUGCAAGCACUGUGACGUUUGAUUCCACCCUUUGAUCUGAAAUUGGAUAAGAGGUGGGGUUUCAUCAAAUCAAUUGCCAUAUUAGGUCAAGUGAAGGAAACUAUAAACACGCCAAGAAUUGUCUAGAAGAGAUUGUUUUUUUUUUUUUUUUUUUUUUUUUUUUAAUAGACAUUAGAAAAGGAAUUUGCUUCUAGUUUUCACACCCAUCCCUCUUUUUUUUGUUUUCUCUUCAAAUGAUACGUAUUGUUACGCGAAUUAUUUUAUGUUUUGCCUUGAAGAAUUCUUAUGUAAUUCUUAUGCUAAGAAUGGAAAUUAAAAAUGUUAUAAUAUUUUAAUAA
Molecule: messenger RNA, 3934 nt
Organism: Hevea brasiliensis (rubber tree)
Lineage: Eukaryota; Viridiplantae; Streptophyta; Magnoliopsida; Malpighiales; Euphorbiaceae
Exons: 4
Coding region: 47-3631 (1194 amino acids)
Biological process (GO): cell wall modification
Molecular function (GO): pectinesterase activity; pectinesterase inhibitor activity
Source: RefSeq, a predicted model, not a curated record